Rhagoletis zephyria (snowberry fruit fly) is the source of this 708-nucleotide messenger RNA. RefSeq names its product neuronal acetylcholine receptor subunit alpha-7-like. NCBI's taxonomy places the organism in Eukaryota, Metazoa, Arthropoda, Insecta, Diptera, Tephritidae. Gene Ontology annotation, molecular function: transmembrane signaling receptor activity; acetylcholine-gated monoatomic cation-selective channel activity. Gene Ontology annotation, cellular component: postsynaptic membrane. The record is from RefSeq and is a predicted model, not a curated record. Gene Ontology annotation, biological process: monoatomic ion transmembrane transport.
GAAUGGAAUGACUAUAAUCUACGAUGGAAUGAAACUGAAUAUGGAGGCGUGAAAGAUCUGCGGAUAACACCGAAUAAGCUGUGGAAGCCGGAUGUGCUGAUGUACAACAGCGCGGAUGAGGGAUUCGAUGGCACGUAUCACACCAACAUUGUGGUCAAACAUAACGGCAGUUGUCUGUACGUGCCCCCUGGUAUCUUCAAGAGCACAUGCAAGAUAGACAUCACGUGGUUCCCAUUUGAUGACCAACACUGCGAAAUGAAAUUCGGUAGUUGGACUUACGAUGGAAAUCAGUUGGAUUUGGUUUUGAAUUCCGAAGAUGGAGGGGAUCUUUCCGAUUUCAUAACAAAUGGCGAGUGGUAUCUGCUUGCCAUGCCGGGCAAGAAGAAUACCAUCGUCUACGCCUGCUGCCCGGAACCCUAUGUGGACGUCACAUUUACGAUACAAAUUCGACGGCGUACAUUAUAUUAUUUUUUCAAUUUAAUUGUGCCGUGUGUGCUGAUAUCAUCGAUGGCUUUAUUAGGAUUUACACUACCUCCCGAUUCGGGCGAAAAACUAACAUUAGGCGUAACUAUACUUCUAUCCUUAACAGUAUUUCUAAAUCUUGUUGCCGAAUCCAUGCCGACAACGUCGGACGCUGUUCCUCUUAUAGGUACACUGCAAAGCAAAGAAAAUAAAAAUAAAAAUAAAAAUAAAAAUAUUAGAAUUUAA